Molecule: messenger RNA, 2094 nt
Organism: Thermothielavioides terrestris NRRL 8126
Lineage: Eukaryota; Fungi; Ascomycota; Sordariomycetes; Sordariales; Chaetomiaceae
Exons: 3
Coding region: 1-2094 (697 amino acids)
Biological process (GO): regulation of transcription by RNA polymerase II
Cellular component (GO): SAGA complex
Molecular function (GO): transcription coactivator activity
Source: RefSeq, a predicted model, not a curated record
AUGGCCCCGUCAUCGAGCCAGAAGGGAACAGGGAAGAAGGCGGGCGCCAGCGCUAUUCGCCAGCAGCAGCAACAGCAGCAGCAGCGGAGUCGCAACACCACCCCCGGCCCGGCAACCCCGAUCGCCAGUCUACCUCCAUUCGAGACCGUCGAGACCGAGACCAUUGACCUGCGUUUUGAUGUUUUCCGAAACCUGACCUUUGAGGACAUGGUGGACCCCACCGCGGCUGCCGCGCUGAUCCCCGACUCGAAAAACCUCGACGGCAUCCUGACACGACUGCAACGAUUAUCCGAUGUGAUUGAGAAAAGGGGCAUACACUGCGACCGCGGAAUGAGGCUCCUCGCCCAAAACCGGAGGCAGCGGAUGGACGAGUUGGCCCUGCAGCGGGGCAGGGAAGAAGAGCGACGGCAGCGCGAAGCCGAGGACGAAGAACGUGAAAGAAAAUCGAACAAGAAGAAGCGAAAAGGCGCAGACACACUCGCGCCGCAAGGCGGAAACCUAGAGCGCUCGUCUCCCCUUGGCGAGUCUACCGGAAAAGUUAGGAGGCUCUCUCGCGACCACGAUUCGGCGAGCUCAUCACUUUCACCCGUCGCGCCGCGGACGCCAAGCAACAUGGACGUGGACGAUAAGGCGAAGGUCGAAGCGAACGACGAUGACUCGAGUUCUGAUGAUGGCCGUCCGCCUCCUCCGGCCCGGCCACAAGCCAACACAUUCGGCGACGACCCCUCCACGUUCCCUGAUCCGACCGUCUACGAAAUUUUGCCUGUACAACCUGGCAUGACUGAAGAUGAAAUCAAACAAAUCUACUCUGUCGCGAGCUACCCUAAAAGCGACCUGCGGGACCUCAUCGCCGGCGACCCUCCAGACAAGGACUUCAGUAAUGCUAAACCGACCAACCAGAUCAGCUUCUCCACCUUCAGCGCAUCCAUCGAACCUUACUUCCGACCGUUCACCGAGGAAGACCUGGCCUUUCUCCGCGAGCGCGGCGACCGUGUGACCCCCUUUGUGAUGCCAAAACGGGGCAAGAAGCACUACACCGAGAUAUGGGCCGAGGAGGACGGUGUCAUGGCUGUCGAUUCGUCGCCUCCGGGCGGGCGCGACAGGCUCCCGCCCAACCAGGCGCGCGGCACGAUUGAGAACAUGAAUGACGAAGUUGCGGAGACGGACAAACUCUCGGUUGGGCCCCUCCUCUCGAGACUGCUGCAAGCCAUGCGCCCUGAGCACCGCGCACCGCCGGCAGAGGACAAACCGGGUGGUAUCAACGGUGUCAACGGAGAGGGCGAUGGCACAAACGGCACCGCGUCCUUCGACUUCAGCUCCGGCGACAACCCGCCCCACAGCCAAGCCAACGGCGUCAACGGCAUCAACGGCUCCGGGGCCUCAUUCUCUCAGCAACCUGACCCUCCACAACCACAGGGGCAGUCCCAGACACUCCCCCCCGCUACCUACAUGCCCGAGUCCAACACAGAAGCUUGGAAGAAGGCCAUUCACCCCAAGCUAGACUACGUCCAAGUCGACGAGCGCCUUAAACAAGAACUGCGCCACAUAGGCUUUCUCCCGCUGCCCCCUCACCAAGACCCCUCUGCGUCCUCCACCACCGCCAACCCCUCCUCCGGCCCACCGCAACCCGACUCGACAGCCACCACGGCCGAAUACGACGGCCACUACGACGACGAGGUCGCCGCGCGCCUGCGCCUGCUCCAGUCGCGCCUUCGCGAGCAGGUGCUCAUCAACGGCGCCCGCAAAGCGCGGCUGACCGAGCUCGUCAAAGAGCGCAUGGCCUUCCAGGAGUACCAGACCAUCCUGGAGGACCUCGACGGGCAGGUGCAGGCCGCCUACCUCAAGCGGACGCGGACGAUGGGCAAGAAGCCCAAGAAGGCGCGUCCGGGCCAGUCCGCCGCGGCGGCGGCGGCGGGUGGGGCCGGUGCCAGUGGGGUUGCGGCGGGCAUGGCUAGGCCCGGGAUAGGAGACCUGACUCGGACGUUGAUGGAGAGGCGGAAGCGAUGGAUAGAAAGCAUCGGGACCCCGGCCGAGAUGGCCGAAUUGAUAAAGAAGGAGAGGGAAGCGUGGGACGAGGAGGUCGAGGAGGAGUAG